UAAACAAUAGAGAAUUCAUCUGACAUUAAUUUCAAGAAAUGGUGACUGAUAACACCGGGAGCUAGCUAGGUGACACUAUAAUGGCGAACGUUAUUUCUCUUCCCUUGUGCUUCAUCUGUUUCCUAUUCUGUCUAGUGGUUUCUGUCCAGUGCGGCAGAGUUAAAGGUUUGGAUUCGCCGGCCGAUCAUCAUCAUCAAAGACAACUCAGCUAUUCUUCGUCGGAGCCGCCGUACUUUCCGGUGUACACUGGGCGUCAAGAUGGACUCAAGGAGAGCAACCGGAUUCAGAGGCUGCCGGGACAGCCCACCGGAGCAGAUUUCGACCAAUACGCCGGGCAUGUUACGGUGGACGAAGCCGCCGGACGAGCCUUGUUCUAUUACUUUGUCGAGUCACCUCAAGAACCUUCUUCUAAACCCCUUGUUUUGUGGCUUAAUGGUGGACCGGCUUAUUCUUCCGUUGGUGGUGGCGCUUUCAUGGAACUGGGGCCAUUUAGACCGGCAAGAGAUGGUAUAAAUCUUAACAGGAAUCCAUUCGCAUGGAACACAGAGGCAAAUAUAAUAUUUCUUGAAAGUCCGGCUGGGGUUGGAUUUUCAUACUCGAACACGACGGCCGACUAUGACCGCACCGGAGACAACAGCACCGCAUUUGAUAACUAUGCGUUUCUAGUAAACUGGCUGGAGAGAUUUCCAGAGUACAAAACCAGGGAUUUCUUCCUCACCGGAGAAAGCUACGCCGGCCACUAUAUACCGGAGCUUGCUCGUCUCAUACUGCACAACAACCAGUUCCCAAACCUGCCCAGAAUCAAUCUGAAAGGCAUUCUUGUGGGGAAUCCAUAUUUGGACUAUGAAACUCGAAUGAAAGGGAUGAUGGAGUAUUACUGGAGUCACGGCCUGAUUUCUGAUGAUCUGUAUAACGACAUUUUAUCGACUUGUGAUUUCUCCAGUCCCGACAGUGCGUCCGACAAAUGCCAGGAUUUGGUGGACAACCAAACCGGCAGGGAAAUGGGGAAUGUGUAUUUGUAUGAUAUCUACGCGCCGUUAUGUCAUUCUGACUCUCCCUCGUUUCAUAUUUCAGGAUUUGAUCCCUGCACUGAAGACUACAUCCAUGCCUACCUCAACAAUCUUCAAGUCCAGACUGCCCUUCAUGCAAAUAUUACCGCCACUCCCCAUCCAUGGAAUAAACGAAAUGACAGACUAAAUAGCGAUUGGAAAAUGCCGGCGACUGUAUUGCCCAUUGUGAAAGAAUUGAUGCAAAGUGGUAUCCGUUUCUGGAUAUAUAGUGGAGAUACGGAUAGUAUAAUGCCAUUGUCGGACACUAGACGUUCCAUAAAGAAACUCGAGCCAUCGGUUAAAACUUCCUGGUACCCAUGGUAUCUCCGAGGAGAGGUGGGUGGAUAUGCAGUGGAGUAUGAGAACUUGACAUUAGUAACAGUAAGAGGAUCUGGGCAUUUUGUUCCUAGUUACCAGCCAGCUCGUGCACUUGUACUCUUCACCUCAUUCAUCAAUGGACAACUCCCACCCCGACACCUAAACACAGUGCAACCACCCGACAUGAAUCUCCUCCGAUCCUCUCAGGACAACAACAGAAGAACAAAACAUCGGACUAAAACAAUAUAAACUCCAUGGUCAGAGGAUUAUAUAUAUUGCAAGAAACAGCAAAUUAAGUGCACAGGAAGUACAACGAAAUCAGCCUAUUAUUAUAAAUAAAUCAAGAUUGUUGUAACAAUUCUGAGUUUACCAAUGUUAAUGGAAUGAAUGGCCUUCAGUUGAAUAAUUCAAA
Ipomoea nil (Japanese morning glory) is the source of this 1779-nucleotide messenger RNA. Its product is annotated as putative serine carboxypeptidase-like 23. The transcript has 8 exons. The record is from RefSeq and is a predicted model, not a curated record. Gene Ontology annotation, biological process: proteolysis. Gene Ontology annotation, molecular function: serine-type carboxypeptidase activity. The coding region runs from base 81 to 1616 and encodes 511 amino acids. NCBI's taxonomy places the organism in Eukaryota, Viridiplantae, Streptophyta, Magnoliopsida, Solanales, Convolvulaceae. Gene Ontology annotation, cellular component: vacuole.